Messenger RNA from Chaetomium fimeti, 1844 nucleotides. RefSeq lists its product as uncharacterized. The transcript has 2 exons. The coding region runs from base 261 to 1844 and encodes 527 amino acids. Lineage: Eukaryota; Fungi; Ascomycota; Sordariomycetes; Sordariales; Chaetomiaceae. The record is from RefSeq and is a predicted model, not a curated record.
CAACCCCCUGUCAGAUCCCCUGGCUUCUCGAGUCCAACCCCUCCCCAUUGGCGCUGUAGGACGGGGCUCAUCUCCCCCCCCUGACAAAUUCGUGCAUGGAACAAACGAUCGUGGCUACCCCCAGCCCUCUCAAAACCAAUUUACUCGCCAACUCCACCGGAAUUCCGUGAUCUUGACCUCGGCCUCACUCACAGUGACCGACACGGCAAUACGGCACUUCUCGAACGGACUUCUGCGGGUGGAAUUCCUUACCACGGGCAAUGGAUCGCCACCACUACUCGCCCAGCCCUCAAGAGCAGCCUGGGCUGGAGGUAAUGGACCAACCGGAUCUUGAGGUCGCCAGCUCCCACUAUGGUUACUAUGGUCAACCCCUUCCCGAGGUUGCAGCCAGCGAGUAUAUCCAUAGCGGAAAGGAGGCGACCACGCCUUCAUACGCCUACUCGGCAGACCCGGAGCACUACCCACCACCGGCGUCACAUCUGCAUUCGACGCCUUCCACGCCCGCCGCCGGUUCGGGGAGGAAGCGGAUGUGGUUAAUUAUCGGAGGAGUCAUUGCCAUCCUUGUUAUUAUUGGCGCCGUCUUGGGGGGUGUAUUAGGGAGCAGAGCUGCAAACUCGUCAUCAGGGGACUCAUCAGCAUCACAGGGGGGCGAGGACUCGGCAAGCUCUGGGGAUGACGCGGGAGGUUCAGGGGAUGCAGACCCUCCAGCCGACGACACGAACAGUACGGCCAACUCAACACCGAUACGGCAGGGCUCAGGGCUCGCCGUGACGGGCUGGAGAAAGCCGGAUGGCAGUGCCGAAACGUACCUCUUCUUCCAAGAUGAAAAGGACGAGCUGCAAUACGUACGAUGCGACAAGAGCCUUGCGUCGGACAAGGACACGUGCUGGUCGGAGCCCGUCAGCAUAAACUCGUAUGCCAUAGCCGGCAGUCGCCUGGCGGCCUCGACGAUUAUCUGGGGCGAUUACUUUCAGCCCAUGAUCGAGCUCUUCUACACGGGUGUCAAGUCCCGUCUGCUCGGCGUCAGCUUGAACGAACUCGACACCCCCAGCACCAAGGAAGAUAGCGUCAACAACCGCGAUAUCUACACAGGCCUCGGCAGCGGCCUGGGAGCCUACUGGCCGUGGAUCCUCUUCCAAGACGGCGCCGGCUCCCUCCACCACGUGCGCAACCUCCUAACCGGUGGCAAGGACUUCCGGCCGUCCGCAUCGUGGGACAACAACGACCUCAAAUUCACGCCGCAGGCGGGCACCCGGCUGGCCGUCGUCCCCACCGCAACCGACUUCAACACCAUCGCCGUCAAGCCCGGGUACGCCGUCUUCCACCAAGACAAGGACUCCAAACUCGCGGUCCUGAUCCAGGACCUCAACUCGCCCAACCGAUCCGCCAGCUUCCGGCAACCCUGGCCGACCACCCUGCCGGACAUCACCCUGCCCAGCAAGCAGGCGCCGAUCGCGGCCUUCUCGGUCGCGCGCGGCGGCGGCGACACGGGCCGCCGCGUCGACACGGGCCGCCGCGUCGACACCUACGUGCUGCACCCGGACGCCGACGGCAACAUCCUCGUGCUAUACACGGACGGCGGCGCGGCAGACCCGGACUCCGGCGAGGCGCCGUGGAGGACGGCCGCGCCCGAUGCGCUCAAGGGCGCUGAUAAGGAUACUGAUAUUGCUUGUCUGACGCUGGGCUCGUCGCCGUCGAAUGCGGCGGGGAAGGCUGUGCCGGUGGAGGAGGCGGAGGAUGAGAGGCGGUGUUACUUUCAGAGGGGUGGGAAGGUGGUGGAGGUGAAGUUGGAUGGGGAAGGGGGGGAUUGGGUGGUUGUGGGGGACGUGCCGAUACCUUCGUGA